AUGUCAACAAGGGAGCCACAAUCCUCAUCAAAUGAUGUUGCUGCCACAAUUGUUAGAACCACAGACAGAAAAUGGUGGCUUAAAAUGGCCACAUACACCCUUUGUGUCCUUUUUGGGCAAAUAUUGGCAACCCUCCUUGUAAGACUAUACUACAACAAAGGUGGAAAAAAUGUUUGGUUGACAUCACUAGUAGAAACUAUUGGCUUUCCUAUUCUUAUACCUUUUUAUCUAUAUUUUAAACCAUUAACAUAUCAUCAACUAAAUACAAAUAAUAACACACAAAACACACAACCUUCCCUUUGGGUUCUUUCAGGAAUCUACAUUUCUCUUGGAUUACUACAAUCAGUAACAAGUAUAUUAUACUCACUUGGAUUAUACUACCUUCCCUUAUCAACAUUUUCACUCAUUAGCACAACACAACUCGCUUUCAACGCUUUCUUUGCUUUCUUUCUAAAUGCCCAAAAAUUGACGCCCUUGAUUAUCAACUCAUUAGUACUUUUAACAAUAUCAACAGUUUUAUUAGUCCUUCAAAGUGAUUCAGAAGAAAAUCAAGUAGGUGUGUCACAAGAUCAACAACAUUUAAAGUUAGGAUUUGUAGUUACGAUCGUUGCAUCUGCACUUUAUUCAUUAGGCCUUUCCUUAACUCAAUUGUCAUUUCAAAAAGUACUAAAAGGAGAAACUUUCUCUAUAGUAUUGAAUAUGAUUAUCUACCAGUCAUUAGUGGCAUCAAUAGUCACAAUCAUCGCAUUAUUCGUGAGUGGUCAAUGGAACGACUUGCAGGGUGAAAUGGUGAGCUUUGAAUUAGGAAAUAUAUCAUAUUGGGUUAUUAUUAUUUGCGUCGCGAUUGCAUGGCAAAUUGCUACAAUUGGUGGAGUUGGGUUGAUCUUUGAGGUGUCAUCACUCUUUUCUAAUGUGAUCAGUACUCUGGCUCUACCCAUUAUUCCGGUUCUGGCAGUUAUCGUAUUUCAUGAAAAGAUGAAUGGGAUUAAGGUAAUUGCCACAGUGCUGGCUAUAUGGGGUUUUGCUUCUUAUGUGUACCAACAUUAUCUUGAUGAGUCCCAACCCGCAAUUCAAAGUGAAGUUAUUGACGAGGUUGUUGAAGAGGUAGUUGACGAGGUUGUUGAAACAUUACCAGAACCUUCAUAAUCAAUACUAACUUUUACUGGAAGCUACAUACUAUGUGUUGCUAUUAUCUCCAAAAUUUGUAAAUCAUAAGUAUAGCUUAUGAUUGGAUCAUGUUUCCUUAUUUUCUAUUUUUUAUGUUUUUUUGAAUCUAAAUAAUUAUCGAA
This is a messenger RNA of Erigeron canadensis, 1289 nucleotides long. RefSeq names its product probable purine permease 10. Gene Ontology annotation, molecular function: purine nucleoside transmembrane transporter activity. Gene Ontology annotation, cellular component: membrane. Lineage: Eukaryota; Viridiplantae; Streptophyta; Magnoliopsida; Asterales; Asteraceae. The transcript has a single exon. Bases 1 to 1146 code for a protein of 381 amino acids. The record is from RefSeq and is a predicted model, not a curated record.